Messenger RNA from Protobothrops mucrosquamatus (brown spotted pit viper), 2358 nucleotides. RefSeq names its product keratin 8 (gene KRT8). Bases 26 to 1471 code for a protein of 481 amino acids. Gene Ontology annotation, cellular component: keratin filament. The record is from RefSeq and is a predicted model, not a curated record. The transcript is spliced from 9 exons. Lineage: Eukaryota; Metazoa; Chordata; Lepidosauria; Squamata; Viperidae.
UUUUUCCCCGCGCUCCCUUGCAACGAUGAUGAGGAAGAACUACCGGAACACGUCGAGCACCGUCCGCAGUUUUAGCAGCCGCUCCUCCGGGCCGGUCGCUAGCUCGCGAAUCAGCACCUCUUACUCUUCCGCCGGCUCCGGUUUCGGGGGCAGCCGGUAUGGCGGUGGGGCCAGCUUCCGCGGAACCUCCGCGGGGAGCCUGGGUGGCAUUACGGCGGUCAGCGUCAACAAGAGCCUGCUGGCCCCGCUCAACUUGGAAAUUGACCCCGCCAUCCAGCAAGUGAGAAUCAAGGAGAAGGAAGAGAUUAAGACCCUCAACAACAAGUUUGCCAACUUGAUUGAUAAGGUUCGCUUCCUAGAACAGCAGAACAAGAUGUUGGAAACCAAAUGGAGCCUCCUGCAGAAUCAGAAGACUACACGGAGCAACAUGGACAGUAUGUUUGAGGCCUACAUCAACAACUUACGUCGGCAGCUGGAAAACUUGGGUCAGGAGAGGGCAAGGCUGGAUGCUGAGUUGGGAAACAUGCAAGGCCUGGUGGAAGAAUUCAAGAACAAGUAUGAAGAUGAAAUCAACCAUCGAACUGAGAAGGAGAAUGAGUUUGUCCUUCUGAAGAAGGAUGUGGAUGAGGCUUACAUGAACAAGGUUGAGCUGGAAUCCCGCAUGGAAUGUCUGACUGACGAGAUCAACUUCCUGAGGCAGUUUUAUGAUGAGGAGCUGCGUGUCCUACAGUCUCAAAUCAGCGACACCUCUGUGAUCCUGUCCAUGGACAACAACCGCAGCCUGGACCUGGAUGGCAUCAUUACUGAUGUCAAAGCCCAGUAUGAAGAAAUUGCUAACAGGAGCCGGGCUGAGGCAGAGAGGAUGUACCAGAUCAAGUAUGAAGAGCUCCAGACUGUGGCAGGCAAGCAUGGAGAUGACCUCCGCAGCACCAAGAAUGAAAUCAAUGAACUGAGCAGAAUGAUAAACCGCAUACAAUCAGAAAUCGAUGGUUUGAAAGGCCAGCGUGCAAGCUUGGAAGCGGCAAUCACUGAAGCAGAGGAGCGUGGGGAGCUGGCCGUGAAGGAUGCCAACAACAAGCUGGCUGAACUAGAGAGUGCUAUGCAGCGAGCCAAACAAGACAUGGCACGUCAGCUGCGGGAAUACCAGGAGCUGCUGAACACCAAGCUGGCCCUGGAUAUAGAGAUUGCCACCUACAGGAAGCUGCUGGAAGGAGAAGAGAUCAGACUGGAGUCUGGAAUGCAGAAUCUCAGCAUUCAGACUAAGACAACUGGUUAUUCAGGUGGACUAAGCAGUGGCUUCAGUGGUUAUGGGGGUGGUUACAACUCUUCCUACUCAAGUGGUGGAUAUUCCAUGAAUAUGUUGCCCAUGGAGAGCUCGGCCAUCAGCAAGACCAAGGCCAUUGUCAUCAAGAAGAUUGAGACUCGGGAUGGAAAGCUGGUGUCUGAGUCCUCAGAUGUGCUGUCAAAGUAGCUCGAUGGGGCCUUGAGCCUGGAACCAGCGAUGGUUUUAAAGUGCCUGAAUCCAAUGAGCCUUUCCUAAUUUAGCUAAGAUGAUGAGCCACAGGUUAGAAGAGAGGGAAGAAAUGCCUUUGUUCUCUCAGUGAACUUUUUUUUUCUAGAAGGAAGAAUUUAUGUUUGUCAGAUACUCAUGGACUACAGCUCCCAUCAGCCCUUUUCUGGCUAUGCUGGAUGAGGCUGUUGGAACUUGGGAGUCCAGCUGCAACUGCGAAGUCCACAGCUGCUUUAGAACAUCACAAAAUGUCGCUACUGAACUUGCAUGAGAUGUGAUCAGGGAGAAAAAAGCAAGGGGCACAACUUGAGGUCAAGGGAAAUCUGCUUGCCCAAGGGAUCUCAUGGUUUUGACAGUAUCCCAUCAGUGGGGGCAGCUGUUGAAAAAAGGCAGAAAAGUCGCUUUCCCAAGCUAGGGUCAACGAGAAGUCUUAACUCUUUUAGACCACUAUAUGUAGAGAUGACCUACUCCAGAAUUGCUGUUUGUAGUUUUCAUAUUGUUUAAAAGCUGCCUUGUUGUAUUAUUCACCCCUCUUGCUAUUGCACAUCAUUAGGUCAAAUUUUCAAUCAAAACCCAGGCUUGGAAACAUUUUAUUUUGAAGGACGGGAAUUUGGGAAAAUUUCAUCCGAGUCUCAUUACAGGAGACAGCAACUCCUAUCAAUGAAUCAUUACUAGCAAUCUAAAGAUGAUGGGAGUUGCAGUCCACCCUGUCUGGGAUGAUAGAAAGAGAUAAAGUAGAAGCUGAGUUGGGCAGAAGCACAAAGGAAGGUAGUCUGUAGAGAUUUUAAGAACUUCACAUGGUUUUCAUUUUAUUUGAAAUAAAGGUUUUCUUCCAAUCUUUGAUAGUA